Messenger RNA from Dermacentor silvarum, 1560 nucleotides. RefSeq names its product putative nuclease HARBI1. The transcript is spliced from 2 exons. Lineage: Eukaryota; Metazoa; Arthropoda; Arachnida; Ixodida; Ixodidae. Bases 214 to 1374 code for a protein of 386 amino acids. The record is from RefSeq and is a predicted model, not a curated record.
GGGCUUCUUCGAUUUUCGGAGUUCUGGGAGCGCGCGGGCAGCCAGACGGCCGCCAGCUAGUUCCGGUUGUGAGAGGAAACGGCGUCAUAGUCACGUGGGCUGAAACUUCAAGGCGGCCCGCAGGUUGUAAAAUCGAAUGCCGGGGAGGGAGCGCCGGCGUCGUCUGCUGAUUUGUGCGUCGUCUGCUCACUUGUGCGUUCUCCGCUUGUAAGCAUGAUUGCCGAAGAGCUGCUCGCGAUGAUCACAUCGCUGUUCGGCGUGCUUUUCGCGAGAUCAUCCCCUACGCACGAGCCUGACGAAGACUACAUCGGCGAUGAGUUCGCAUUGGUUCUGCAUUUAAUGAAGUUGCAUAGACAGGAUCGGCACAGGGUGCCCUUGUACGUUGAAAGUGUCGUGCCAACGUACAUGGAAUUUGAGUUCAAGAAGUUGUUCCGGCUUUCAAGAAGCACGUGCGGAGCCCUGAUUGAGGAGUUCGAAGCGUCGAGCUACUACCAAGAAGGUACCCGAGGACGUCCCCAAAUUUCGGCCGAGAAAACGCUUCUUAUUGCGCUAACGUACAUAGGCACGCAACAAACUAUGUAUCACAUUGCUGACAAGUUCGAUGUCAGCGAAUCAACCGUCCACGCAGCAAUUAGCCGUGUCUUGGACUUCAUUUUCUCUAUAAGUGCGAGAGAAAUCUGCUGGCCUGACCGCGACGAAAAGGAGCGAAGCAAGCGGGCCUUCUCGGAGUUGGUUCGUCGCAGGUCGGGGCUCCCGGACGUCAUCGGUGCCAUCGAUGGAUGUCACGUCCGCAUUUCUAGGCCCUCGGAGUCUGAACAAAGCUAUUACAACAGAAAGAAAUUCCACUCGAUCAUUCUUCAAGGGGUCUGCAAUGCAGAUAUGCUGUUCAUCGAUGUGUUCAUCGGAACUCCCGGGAGCGCCCACGAUGCUCGGGUUCUCCGGGACAGCUUCCUGUACGACGAAGCACCGACGAAUUGCGAAGGAGGCUAUCUCUUGGGGGAUGCUGCGUAUCCCUUGACGACGUGGUUGCUGCCACCCUACCGCCAGACUACGGCGAACUGGCGGCCAUGGAUGACUGCAUUCAACUACGCGCACAGUAAGCAGCGAGUGGUCAUCGAGGGGGCCUUCGGAAUCCUCAAAGCUCGGUUCCAGCGGCUGCUGUGGAUUGAUGUCGGCAGCAUCAAGCAAGCGGUGCAGAUUGUACUUGCAGCCUGUGUGCUGCACAACAAGGCUCGACGAUGCGGCGACUUCGUGGAGGACCUCGAAGCGAGCGACAGCGGUACUGAUGUCUCGUCUGCAGAGCCUGCCGAAGGUGAUGACGCACCAGCCCUCUCCGCAGCAGCCUUCCGUGAUAGCAUCGCCCAGAGCCUCUAAAUGUAGCAUGGGUUUAUUUACAUUGGUGACUUGCCUGUGAUAUUCCCUUAAUGUAUGAAUGACGCACACCCAUAUAUAUGUUUUGUUUGCCAGUUCCACAUUUUUUUUUCAGUAUCGGUCCACUGUCCGUGCACUUUUCUUUUUUUUCUUUUUACUUUGCUGUUAUUCUUAAGUAUAAAUCAAUAU